Molecule: messenger RNA, 2346 nt
Organism: Manihot esculenta (cassava)
Lineage: Eukaryota; Viridiplantae; Streptophyta; Magnoliopsida; Malpighiales; Euphorbiaceae
Product: amino acid transporter AVT1A
Exons: 12
Coding region: 538-2163 (541 amino acids)
Cellular component (GO): plasma membrane
Source: RefSeq, a predicted model, not a curated record
UUCUAAGGAAAGAAAAGGCGGAGCAAGAAUGUAGUUACAGGGAGGAUCCUCUUCUUUGAAUAUGGGAAUUACUUGGAAACGAGCAUUGAAUCCUUCACAAAGGGUAAUUUUGACAUCUCAUAAAUAAUUAACGUUAACACGAAUCACUUUGUUAAUAUAAAUAAAAUAAGACAAUUGUUGUCCUGUGAGUCGUUUGCUCCUCCAAGGAUGACGAAGCGGAGUAAGUUACGACACCUCCAGCAUGUUGCCUUCUCAUACAGCAAUCUGGUCCAACCACCAACCCCAAAAGUACAACCAGAAGCAACCAAAUCAAAGUAAACAAAAGCCAAUCUUUUUUCAGUUUCAAGAACAAACACUCUCAGCGCGCUCUGGAAGCCCACAUGCCCCGUAUCAAUAUAGCCAGCUUAAACCCCGUAUUUUCACACUCGAAAGAAGCUCGCAUGCUUUAUAUUUUUACCCUUUAUCUCUCCUUCUCCUCUCGUCUGGUUGUUCUCUGUUUGGUUUUUUGAUUUUCUUUUCCCUUAUCGGCUGGUGUUAAUGGCGGAGAAAGAUAAAGAGAGAGAAGCAGCAGCAGAGUUUUUCUCGGAUGAUGAAGAUGCUGGUGAGAGUCUUAGUGGAGACUUAGAAGGGAACAAGGUAAUUGAUAUUGGUGGUAGGAACAGCAGUACCAGCAGCGACGGAGAAGCGGCUGAUAAUGGUGAUGAGUGUGGAACUUUCAACUCUCAGCAAUGGCCGCAGAGUUUCAGGGAAACUGUGGAUUCUUUCUCAAUCUCAGUGUAUCCAAGCUUGGGAUCUCUUGGACGUGGACAAAGCUACCUUCAUUCAAGUUUUGAGAACUGUAGUAAGAGUUAUUUAGAACAGGAUGGGAAGUCUCCUUUACUGUCUGAUCAAGAAAAUGGUCGUCAGAAGGAAGAGUCGGUUAGGAUUUCAGCAGCACAUUUGUCAUUCUCUAGAGGUUCCUUUGCCAGUGGCGAAUUUCCCAUUGCUCAUGGAUGUAGUGUAACACAAACUGUCUUCAAUUUGGUUAAUGUAAUGGUCGGAGCUGCUCUUCUUUGUACACCUUCUACUGUGAAAGAAGCAGGCUGGGCGGGUUUGGUAGUACUAGCUUGUUUCGCAUUUGUUUGUUGCUACACAGCUAACCUUAUGAGACAUUGCUUUGAAAGCAAAGAAGGUGUCCUGACCUACCCAGAUAUGGGUGAAGCUGCUUUCGGGAAAUAUGGACGUCUUGCUAUAUCAAUUAUCCUCUAUACGGAGUUAUAUUCAUAUUGUGUGGAAUUUAUUACUUUGGAGGGUGAUAAUCUUACCAGGCUAUUUCCUGGAACGGCCUUGCAUUGGGCUGGCUUUCAUCUUGACUCCAUGCACUUCUUUGGAAUCUUAACCGCUCUUGUUGUUCUGCCGACUUUUUUGCUAAGGGAUCUUCGUGUCAUAUCAUACCUUUCAGCUUGUGGUAUUGUAGCGACAAUUGUGAUUGUUCUCUCAGUGCUUUUGCUUGGCACAGCAGGGGGUGUUGGUUUUCAUCAAACCAGUCCCAUGGUGAAGUGGAGAGGCCUUCCAUUUGCUACUGGUGUGGCCGGGUUCUGUUAUUCUGGGCACUCAGUUUUUCCAAAUAUCUAUCAGUCAAUGGCUGACAAAAGAAAAUUUACGAAGGCAAUAAUAAUAUGCUAUAUCUUGUGCUUAAUGCUUUAUGGGGGUGUUGCGGUCAUGGGAUUUCUCAUGUUCGGUGAAAAUACACUAUCUCAAUUUACAUUGAAUAUGCCACCACAUGCCUUCUCUUCAAAAGUUGCCUUGUGGACUACAGUUAUCAACCCACUUACCAAGUUUGCUCUAUUGAUGAACCCAUUGGCCAGGAGCAUAGAGGAGCUACUGCCAGUUAGAGUAUCAACUAAUUUUUUGUGCUUCAUUUCUCUAAGAACAGGAUUGGUCUUCUCAACUGUUUGUGUGGCUUUUCUUCUUCCCUUUUUUGGUCUUGUGAUGGCUUUAAUUGGUUCUGUCCUCUGUCUGCUUGUGGCUGUAAUAAUACCACCAUUGUGUUUUCUAAAGAUCAAGGGGAGGAAAGCUACAAGGACACAGAUUAUAUUGAGCUACACAAUAGCUGCUUUGGGCAUCAGUUGUGCAACCCUUGGAGCAUACUCUUCAGUGUUGGAUAUUGUGAACCAAUACUGAAUUAUCAGAUGGCCUAAAAUGAAUAGUAUUUUUAUAAAUGAAAGUUAUACAACAAUACUUACAUAAAAAAAAGGAAGGAAUUUGAUUCUUGGGUAUUUUUGUUUAUUAUUAUUAUUAUUUGUAUCCUUUUACUUUUAAACUGAAAAAAUCGGUCGAAUCGAUUUAAUUUAUUUGUUCGAUUUA